AUGGCACAGGUUAAGACGAAGAAUCAUCCUCGAUUCCAUCCAGAUGAUGAUUCAAGCGAACCACCACCUAUCUUUGGCAAUUUCUUUGAAGGCUGGUCAGGCUUUUUCUCAAACAACAACAAUCAAGACAAGCAAGUAGCAUCUCCUCAAGCUAUCAGCAACCAGCAACAGCAGCAAGACUAUGAGAGUGAUCGCUGUUCCACGCUAAGCAGCCAGACAGCAAGUACAAGCACGCGUGCCUCGCUCAUUCUUCGUGACGAAUCUAUGUCACCAAGACGAAAGAAUAGCGUGCAACUAGGGCGACAAGUGAUGAGCGAAUUAUUAGACAACGACAAUGUUUCCAAUGCCAUUCAGAUACUACAGCAAGCACUUGAUCAUCUACAAAUGACUCGUACAGAAGGAGAGGAUAAAGGGGAUGUUUCCAAGAUAUACUCGCAGAUCAUUAAAUCACUCUGCGAUCCCAAUAUUGCUUGCAUUGUAGAUGAAAUGUCGAAAAAGGAUAGCAAAGUGCCCGAUAUCCAGGAAUCUGUCUUGUGGCGAUUAUUCACCAAAGUGGUCGAGUCAGGCUACGUUCUUGAGGCAAGUGGCAUGUAUGUAUUGUAG
Mucor velutinosus is the source of this 603-nucleotide messenger RNA. RefSeq lists its product as uncharacterized. The transcript has a single exon. NCBI's taxonomy places the organism in Eukaryota, Fungi, Mucoromycota, Mucoromycetes, Mucorales, Mucoraceae. The coding region runs from base 1 to 603 and encodes 200 amino acids. The record is from RefSeq and is a predicted model, not a curated record.